AACAACAGCUCCAAACCACUGGUUCAUUUUCCUCGGUCCCUGUGUUUGCUUCGCUACGUAAACCCGUUGCCAUGGAAAUGACUAACAACAGUUACACUAUUAUAUCAAUAUUCAACAGUAAAAUCAGUUGCUUAUGUAUUAACCCCAAAUUAAGGCUGUUGCUAGUGGGUUUACCCUUGUGCCCAGCGCAGCAGUGAAAAACUUCAGUCCCCGUCCACCUGCUGAAUGGAGGCCCUUCCGGUCUGUAUAAAUACCGGUCAGAGCGGACAAUCAGCUCCCAGAUUGAUUAUUUCUCCAUCCAUUUAGGAACCAGUGAGGCGCAUUGCUGUUUCCAAUAGGGUUUGUCAUGUAAGGCUAUUUCUGUGGGGUUAAAGGCAAAGCAGGAUGUAGUCUGUGCCUCGCUGGUUCCGUCCAGAUCACAACCGUGAAGCAUCCGCUCUGACAAAGCAGAACCAGACUCAGCCUCCUGAAAGCGUAAUAACGCACUACAGAGAGGAGAAUUGAGGAGGUUGAGGACACUGAGAUAGCAGAGCUGCUGCUGUGAAUAGUAACAGCGAAAAUUGCGGACUGUAACAGUAACGAUGAGCAGAGCAGGUCAACAACUUAUGCGCCUUUCCCCCUGGCUCUACUUCGGCAGUCCCGCUGUACUCUACCCGGCCUCGCUCCGCUCUCCUCCGAAGUGAUCGGGUUUUCACAGACCCUGCUGGGCAUGUAGCAGGGGGACACCUAGUGGCGGUGGAGGGCAUUGAGCCCCACCUCCAGACGUCCUACUCCAUGUGCUGCUUCAUAACUUUACAACAGAAACGCGUUGCCAUUUUUCUGAGGCAACAGAAGAAGAGAGAGCUGAUCUGAUUUUUAUAGCCUGAUUGGGAUUUUUCUGGGAUUUCAAGAAGAGAUGCCCAGUGGGAGGAAUGCUGCAGAGCUGACAAGGAUGGAGAACAACAUGGAUGAAGACAGCUCUUCUACAGUCAAUGUCAACAAUGCCAAAAAUCCUCUUAAAUCUGAAGAAGUGGAAGCAUCAACACACCAUCUCUCAUCUCUGUUUUUGGUGUGUUUGGGGUUGCUUUGUGUCAUACUGACUGCAAACAUCGUCUACAUGAGUCUGACGACGACCAGUCGGGAGGAAAAUAUCACAAGACUUGCAACAGUAAAAAAGCAACUGAUUGAGGAACAAAAAAUGAUGGAGAGAAAGUUUGAGGAGAUGAACCGAGACAGACACCUGAGCGAAGUAAAAUCGAGGCUUACCCAAGAGAGGCUUACUCAAGACAGAGGGAAGCUGAACAAUAAGACAGAGGAGCUUAACAAAGAGAGAGACGAGCUGAGCAAAGAGAAAGAGGAGGUGAACAAACAAAAAGAGGAACUGAGCCAAGACAGAAACAAGCUGAAGUAUGAGACAGAGAAGCUGAAAAAAGAGAGAGAUGAGAUGAGCAAAAAGAAAGAGGAACUGAGCAAAGCGAAAGAGGAGCUUAGCAAAAAGAAAGAAGAGCUGAGCAAAGAGAAAGAUAAGCUGAGCAAAGAUAAAAGGGAGCUGAGUAAAGAGAAAGAGGAGCUGAGUAAAAAUACAAAAGAGACAAGCAAAGGGAAUGAGGAUCUCAGAAAAGAGAAAGAGAAACUGAGUAAUGAGAAAAAGGAGCUGAUGAAAGAGAAAGAUAAGCUGAAUAAAAACAAAGCAAAGCUGAGCAAAGAGAAAGAAGAACUUAGCAAAGACAAAAAAGAGCUGAGCAAAGACAAAGACAAACUAAACAAAGAAAAAGACAAUUUAAGCGACGACAAAAAGAAGGUGAGCAAAGAUAAAACGGAAAUUAACAAAGAGAAAGAUGACCUAAACAAUUUAAAAAUGGAGCUGGCCAAAAAGGAAAAUGAGCUGAACAAAAAGACAGAGGAGUGGAAGGAAGAUGAUCGGGUUUUCACAGACCCUGCUGGGCAUGUAGCAGGGGGACACCUAGUGGCGGUGGAGGGCAUUGAGCCCCACCUCCAGACGUCCUACUCCAUGUGCUGCUUCAUAACUUUACAACAGAAACGCGUUGCCAUUUUUCUGAGGCAAUAG
Molecule: messenger RNA, 2047 nt
Organism: Poecilia latipinna (sailfin molly)
Lineage: Eukaryota; Metazoa; Chordata; Actinopteri; Cyprinodontiformes; Poeciliidae
Product: WD repeat-containing protein 87-like
Exons: 5
Coding region: 896-2047 (383 amino acids)
Source: RefSeq, a predicted model, not a curated record